This is a messenger RNA of Stomoxys calcitrans (stable fly), 741 nucleotides long. RefSeq names its product prefoldin subunit 1 (gene Pfdn1). The transcript has 4 exons. Gene Ontology annotation, cellular component: prefoldin complex; cytoplasm. The record is from RefSeq and is a predicted model, not a curated record. The coding region runs from base 79 to 456 and encodes 125 amino acids. Gene Ontology annotation, biological process: protein folding. NCBI's taxonomy places the organism in Eukaryota, Metazoa, Arthropoda, Insecta, Diptera, Muscidae. Gene Ontology annotation, molecular function: protein folding chaperone.
CAUUUGACAUUUCACAAAAAUUCACUAUAGGUCUCACAAAAGCAUAGCAAUUUUUGCAGAGCCAAAGGUAACUUUAAAAUGGAGCAAAUGGAUAUGGAAUUGAAAAAAGCAUUCACCGAAAUGCAAAUUAACAAAAUUGAGACCACAAAGAAGAUGAAUAUGAUCGAUAUGAAGUGUGAUAUGGUGAAGACGGGUAAACAGAAGUAUCAAUUAACCGAAAAGGGUACCAGUGAUCUCACAGAUGAUACCAGAGUCUAUCUCUCGGUGGGCCGCAUGUUCGUUUUAACCAGUGUCACAGAUAUGCGCAGCGAUCUGAAAGCUAAACAAGAAAAAUGUGAUAAAGCCAUUGAACUGCUAAGUAAGAAAAAGGAAUUCCUGGUGAAAUCUCUUAAAGAUCAAGAGGAUGGUCUGCGUGAGCUGGUGCAGCAACGUAAAGAAGCCGAAGCAGCCAAAUAAAAAACUAAGUCGCUCACUCACUCACAACUCUUAGCAGUAACCAGCUCCCGCUAAACAUUGUCUCUAACAUUAAUUUUUGCAUUUAGCUUUACAAAACAGGAGAAAAAAAGGAAAUGAACAAAAAUGCAUGUGGUUGAUGGUAUUGCUACCAUCACACUACAUCCCAUGAAAUCAAUGAAUGAAUGAAACGAUAACUUGUUGAACACACAAAUAUCUAAAUUAAAUUAUUUAACAUCAGAUAUAAAAGUAAGAUAUUAAAAACAUAAAAAAUCGUUCAAGUUUUUU